Messenger RNA from Arabis nemorensis, 2004 nucleotides. NCBI's taxonomy places the organism in Eukaryota, Viridiplantae, Streptophyta, Magnoliopsida, Brassicales, Brassicaceae. The record is from the annotation of a GenBank genome assembly.
AUGGCCGCUUCUUACCGAAGCACCGACUUGUUUCCUUCCACUACUAAUAAGCCUCGUUCACUUCAGGCCUUAAACAUGCUUGAGAGGGAUAUGGUUGAGAAGUUAACAAAUGACCAGAGUGUUCUCAAAGAUCAUGACACGACUAGCGUUCGCCUUUUUAUGGGGAUUCGUUUUCUGAGAGUUCUUGCGGUUUUAACGCAGAGUCAUUCCAUAUUGGAGGGAAAACAUUGCCACAUGCUCAUGAAAAAUCUUUACCAAUUGUUCAUUUCUUCUUCACCAUGUUUGUCUUGUGACCUAGGCUAUGAAAAUGCUGCUGACACUCCAAGAUCGUACCUUUCGCAUAAUGAUAUUCUAAGCUUUGAACAAGUUUCUCCUGACAUGUACAAUGAAAGGUUUUAUCAUGGUAGUUUACCAUUGGAUUUUCAGAGGUCGUUUAAUUCUACCAUAAGUCAAUCAUCACAACAACAUUAUGGUGACCCCUACGCUGAUGAUUUCUUUCCUUUUGACUCAUCAAAUCAGCAGUAUCUAUCCCCUGAAAAUAUUCAUGUUUCUCCAGAGUUUCACAUGUUUCAGGCGAACUCUAGGCAUUUUGAUAGAUAUGCGAAUGAACGAAACAAUAGUGAGACUGAUUAUAUGAUGCGCUCUAUGGGAAACUAUGGCCUAAAAAAUAAUAUAUUGGGAGAACCUAGGGGUCAAAACCUCAACCGCUUCAGUGGAGAUAAAAUGUUUCUUCCAAUGGCAUCUACCAGAACAAGUAUGAAGCACCUUGGUUCAUCCGAGUUAUCUGCAAAUGAUUUCGAUAUGGGCUCACCACAUGAUGCUCUUGAAUCUGCUGCAAGCUUAAGUUACCGAGAGCAAGCUUAUAAUCUAUGCAAAAGAGGCUCUUUCUCUGCUUCUUCUUCGUGUCCAAAUUGGAAGAAUGAUUAUAACUUGCCACCAUUUGAUGAAGCCAUAAAUGGAAGCUACAGCGACCUCUGCCACUAUCCUGCCAUGCUUGAUAUGUAUACGGAGAGAAACAGAGGGCCUAGAUCAUCCAGGCUAAACGGUAAAAGUAAAAUGAUCACUCAUGAUUGCAUUGAUCGAUUUUGUCAACAAGAUCUGCUAUCCCAGUUUAGGGACGCAAAGUUCUUUGUUAUUAAGUCAUAUAGCGAGGAUAAUGUUUACAAGAGCAUAAAAUAUUGUGUUUGGGCAAGCACCAAAAAUGGAAACAAAAAGUUGGAUGCUGCCUCUCGUGAAGCAAAGAAGAAAGAAGUGGCAUGUCCAGUCUUUCUUUUGUUUUCGACUGCUUGUUUAUUAAUUCAUGAAACUGCAUUGCCUGGCCUUUGUCUUUGUAGAUUGACUGUCACUACAGCGAUCCAUCUCAAGGUCAAUGCCAGUGCCCAGUUUUGUGGAGUGGCUGAGAUGGUUGGACCGGUUGACUUCAACACAAGUGUAGAGUACUGGCAACAAGAUAGAUGGUCAGGACACUUCCCAGUCAAAUGGCUUAUUGUCAAAGAUGUUCCCAACAGUCUGUUUCGUCACAUUAUACUUGAAAACAAUGACACUAAGCCUGUCACUAACAGUAGAGACACCCAAGAGGUAAACUUCUCAUUGUCUUCAUGGGCUGUGAGAUGCGUUCUCCUCGAUGACUUUAGCUUCUACGAAGAGCGACAGAGAGCGAUUCAAGACAGGGAAGCCAGACAACAUGUUGUUCUUGAAAUUCUCAGCGCCUCAGCGACCUCUGUCCCAACACAUCCCACAAGUUCUCUCCAUGACGACUUUGUCAAAGCCAUUCUAGGAAAGGUCGAGAUGAAUGAGACAGCCAUCAAAGCCACGGCUAGAGCCACAACUGCGCGUCCGUCCUUCGCCGAAGCUGAUCCUGCCUUCUCAUCGGACGUCGCUGGAGUUGCCGGAGAUUUCCCUGCUGGCGCCCCGACCGUUGGUGAAGUGGCAUUGCUUGUGAAUACGGCUGCGUCUGGUGAGCUCGGCGAUAUCCCAAGAAGCUCUGUUCACAUUUUAACGUAG